Messenger RNA from Cuculus canorus (common cuckoo), 4805 nucleotides. RefSeq names its product tectonic family member 3 (gene TCTN3). Lineage: Eukaryota; Metazoa; Chordata; Aves; Cuculiformes; Cuculidae. The coding region runs from base 52 to 1539 and encodes 495 amino acids. The transcript is spliced from 13 exons. The record is from RefSeq and is a predicted model, not a curated record. Gene Ontology annotation, biological process: cilium assembly; smoothened signaling pathway.
CGCAGUGGAUGAACGGGUGGUUUUCGCUCCUCUUGGUGAUGAAGGGACGCGAUGGGGCGGGUUGUGGGGCUGCUGCUGCUCCUGCUGCUCGUCUGCAGCCGCAGGUCUGUGAGCCAGGUGUGUGUAGAAAAAACACUCGUGUUCCGAAGUAACACCCCGUACCCUACCAGUACCAUCACUGAGCCCGGUGGACGUGAACUGUUCUGUGUGCAGCCGGAUGACCCAAAGCUGAAUUAUUUCCAACAGCCACAGGAUAUAAAAGAAUCUGAUUUUAUGAAGUUCUUAGAGAAAUAUGGCAGGCACUCUUUCUCAGCACCAUCACAAGCCCCAUCAUCAGGAUCUGCCUUUUACCGGGCUGGCGAUCCAAUCCUAAUCUACUUUGAUUCAUCAUCUGUGCUGAGCACGCUUAGACAGCCAGGAAAAAUGGGAACCAGUGGACUUUGUGUUGAUGGAAAUCCUGCUGGCUUCCUGGACAGUAAAAGCACAAGCUGUACUCGGAUUUUUACCAACUUGAGCAAGAGCUGCAUUUCUGACCCUGCCCUGGAUGCUGCCUCCUACUACCGUGACUUCACUGUGCUAAAGGUCCCGAUUAAUGACACCAUUGUGCCGUCCAUGAAGGUAAAGAUCACUGCAGUCGCACCACCAGGAGCUCCCCACAUGAAAGACAACAUAUGUCAUAACGUCGUUUCUGAGGUGAUCUACGAGAUUGAAUUCAGUGGCACACAUGGGAUUCGGAAUGUUUCUGUCCAGUUCAGAGUGAACAACGUCUCUGGGAAUUCAGGAUCCUCCCUGCAGCAGCACUUCACUUUGCGCUUCUGGACCAGGACUCUUUCUCAUACAUUGCCCAGAAGUGGAAACCCUGGCUAUAUCACCGGAGCACCACUGUUGGUUGCGAACAGUGGUGUUGUGCAACAUAUGAGCACUUUACGAAGCGAAGGUGAUGGAAGUUGCUCACAAUUUCUCAGACACACAGUACAAUUUGGAAGAAAUAUGAGGACUGGCUGCAAGUUCAGUCUAUCCCCAAUACCAGAAGAAAGUAACUGUAGUUACAUCCAGCAGAAGUUAUACAAUGCUCUUCACGGGAUGAACAGAGCAGAGGACCUUGCUAUUACUGGCAGUGCUCAGUCAAACCAGGCAGAAGACUGGACAAGCAUUCUGAUUCAGAACUGCAGUGCGCAGGCUGUGAAUUCCACUUCCUAUUGCAUGGUUCCUGUGACCCUGGAGAUACAGAUAUUGUGGGCUAGGGUGGGCCUCCUGUCCAUGCCAGAAGCUCAAAUACUGAGUGCGCGAUACUUUUAUCGGUGUCACCCCCUGAAGUUCCUACGCACAAGCGCGAUACCCUUGACAACUGUUGUUACCUUCACUGACGUGACAGAAUGGCCAGAACCUCCACGAGGCCAGCCCCAAGUGCACCAGAAGUUCCCAUUUGACAUCUUUUUCCCAUUCAAGUUGGCAAUGACUAUAGAAAGAACUUACAGAAGUGAUCUGGUUGUCUCUUUGUUGUUGAUUCUAAUAAUUUCUGGUAUUCUCUGCUAUUGAAAAGUCAAAUAGAUGGGGCCUCUACUUCAGAUUUGGUGAGUGUAUUGAUACACUCAGAAUAUUAUCCAGAUCGUGGACUUUUUCUCCUCAUGUUCUUAUACUGUGCCUAUGAUAGCUGUGUGCUUUCUGUUCUUGGAUUAAGCCACGUGACUAGUGUCUCUCCUGCGUCCUCUCAUGCCCCUGUUCCCCAUAUGCACCAUCUGCGAACCUCACUGCAGUGAAACACUUGAGAGAUGGAGGGAUCAAGACAUGUAUUAACAAGGAACGAGGAGGAGGAUGUGAAAACCAACAUUCCGUGUUCCCAGAAACAAGACUGCUUUCUAAACCAAGGAGUAUGGAGAAAGGAACAAAGUUCAGUCCAACCACUGUGGAGCUGCAUGCAGUCAUCUGGCUGUUGGAGAAGCGUGAGCUUUUUCUACAUGGAACAAACUAAACAUUUAAAAUACAGGACCCCUCCCAGGCAGCCUGAAUUACUAUUUUAUGAGUAGACAUGUCUGACAGGCACUGUUGACCUGUCCUCGUUACAUGACAACCAUGCCUCUGUGACAGUUUUUGAGUCUUAUUUUUCUGUGUCUUUUCAAAUACAGAUAUUCAAUUGAAGUUCUCAUGUUUUAAUCGCUGUUCAUGUUAUCAGCAGCAUUACAAAGUAAUUGUGAAUGUCCCAUCCUCUGAAAUACAAUCGAAUUUUAUUUAUUUGCCAAAACAGCUUCCUUCUUGAUCUUUUUUUCUUGAAGAAAGAGGCUGAAUAUGGGUUUUCCUAGAUAGGAAGCAUUCUCUUAUGACUUCAGAUAGGAACUGGACUUACAAUGAUAGCCACUUCUAGAUGGCACAUCAGAGAGAGCUGUGAACAACCCUAAAGGAAAAAAUCGAUGAUUUGGAGAAGAAUUUGUAGUUAUGAGAGUGAAGCUUGCUACACUACCUUACCUCCGGCUCAGACUCCAGGACCAGAAUGUAAGUGUAUUGUUUUUGAAGUUUGAAGGUGUUCUGAUUAUCUCAUCUGCCCCACUGCAUCACACAGGCUCAGGAAAUGUCAUUCAUUCCAUGAAGGUGUUGAGUUACAAUAUGUUUUGGUGGGUUUUUUAGCAAAGCAUUAUUAUUUAUCUUAUAUUCUUCAGAUGAUGGAAGCAUCUGCCUCAUCUGAUGUCAAGUACUACUUGGAAUCAAUAAUGGGCAAGGAAACAAGAGCAAUCUGGCCUAACUGUAGCAAAAAUGUUUGUUCCUUUUGUACCUGUACUGUGUGUAACAACUUUGCUGCUCUCCUUUAUUGCAAACUUAAACGAGAGAGUGCAAAAAUAAACUGAAAAACUUGUAAUUAGUCAGGAUAUCAAAGGAAAUAACCUGAAUAAAACAAAACCACAACCUAUCUAGAACAUGCAGAUCAUGGGAUAAUGUCACAUAUUUAACUUUCUGAUUGUUUGCAUGGUUUAUUAGCUUAGAAGGAGUUGUGUGCCAGUCCUGCUGCUUCCAUCACUUCUGAUUAUGGGGCAGCCUAUGAAAGCAGCUGGGACACAUGUGCGUUCUACUGUUCUAGGGCUGGUGGUGCCAGUACAAGCUUUGUUUUUCAAUAGAUGUGGCCUCUCAACAGUGCCUGUAAUGCCUUUGCAAAGCUUUUAGCAAAACAUGUUUGCAGUGUAUGUCACGUGUCCUCCCAUGCUUCCAAUUUGUGGAGUCCAGGAAUCUAAGGUAGAAGUGACAGAAACUGAAUUGAACAAAGGGUUCGUUGGAGAAACUUGCCAGAUGUCACAUUGGCAAGCGUGUCAGGAUACGGCUUGAGUGAAAGGGUCUGGCAUCAAUGUCCUUCCACAUUAUUGAGAUAAUUCAGUUGGGUGACUACAGGGAUUCUUUGCAUUUUAUGAGCUGCAAAUACGUGGAAGUGCUACAAGAAUGCCUCACCUUGCUCUUGUAAUUCUCUGUCAGAUCCCUAAACUCCAACACGUCCUAUUUUCUAGCACCACAUUUGGCUCAUCUGACAUUUCCUCACUCGAGCUGGAGUGAGCCUUUUCCAUAGCCUGGUCCAGCCUGACUUAAGCCAUGCUCAAUUCUAGCCCUGCUGUGCCAGAUGGAUCUGGGUUUAGAGUCUGCAGUUUCCUAUGACUUCUUAUUUCGGUGUCUGCUUUGUCAUGUUGUGUUUUUUUCCCCCUGUCUGAACUUGAAUGUUCUCUGUUGCAGUGGAAUAUCAGGCAACAGCACAACGAUGUCUCAUGGAAGGCAGGCAGAGUAGGGUAUUUAUACUCCACGUUUUAGGGCUGAGCCAAAGCUGCAUCACUCUUGUGAAAGUGAAAGAUGCAAUUUUGGGCUAAAAUGUAAGAGCACAGUUACAAAAAGUUAAUGAAGGCCAGGGUUAGUAGGGAUGGGAAUUGGGCUGCCCACCAGCCCCUCCCACAGAUCUCUCUGAUGGCUGUUGUGCUGGAAGAGAAGCACAAGGGUUCUCCUUGUAUCCCUUCGGAGCACCACUUCUUGCUUUCAUCGUGGAUUCCUGCCCCCCCACCCCAGCAAACAGAAACGGUGAGAAUGUAGAUUUCUGGAAUGAGAUAUUCUGAUAUCAUUCUCCCCUUGUCUGAUAUAACAAUACAUAUAAAAUGUGAAGAAAAAGACAAAGAAGACAUCUUAAAAAUGUGUGUGCACCAUAGCAGGUGAUUCCUGCUGAUACAAGAAGUAGGUUACUACUACAAAAACUGGAAGAUUUUGAUUUAAGCUUGAUCAAUGGCAAUUGUAUAAGCUUGCAUAUCUUAUAGUGAGAUAUGCUUUGAGCUAAAGCAACUGUUUCAUCUAAAAGAUGACCAGUCUUACAAAGAACAGACCUCCUGUAAGAUAAGACAAGGAAGUAGAGAAGCCACAUUGCUGUGCUAGCAGAAAAGGACAAGUUUGGGCUGCACCUCCCUUAAGGUUGAAAGUUUACCAAUGAGGAAGACUUCAAGCCUUCAUCUUUGGAACCCCAGGAGGGUCCUCACAACCACUCAAAGGACCAACUGUGCAUGCAAACAAGGCGUGGAGGUAUGUUAAUGAGGUCUCAAAAUAUGAAUAUGUAAAGCAUUUGGGGGAGAUGAAAUGAAUGUGCAUAGAUCUGCAACAUAAAAGGUGCUGGGUGGCCACUCCGCAGAGUCACAGGGACUGGCACCAGGACCAUGCUCGUGCUGGUGCCUGUGACCGUUACAGUGCCAAUGUCCAGGCUGGUGCCUGUGCCCAGUGCCGAUGCCCAUGAUGGUGCUCAUGCCCAGUGCCAGUGCUUAUGCCCGUGAUGGUGCCUGUGCCCAUGCUGGUGUCCA